AUGCUAAAUGCUCCUUACUUGAAGAAUUUUCUCAAGUUGAGUUCCAAGGUGGCUGUGUGUUGGAUCACUUGUUGUUCUGAACUCCUAAGUUCUCCGGACUCGAGGGUGCUGGUCUUUUCGUUGCAGUGUUCUCUGAACAUGCUUGAAGGUGAUACUGGGUGCUCAGUAUGGCCAUCAAGUCUGUUUCUAUCUGAGUUAAUACUUUCUCAUCCAGAAUUAUUUUCAAAUAAAUCAUGCUUCGAGAUUGGUUCAGGAGUUGGCUUGUUAGCCCAUGUGAAUGCUUCCAAGGUGAUUUUAAGUGAUGGUGACCUAUCAACUUUAGCUAACAUGUAGUUUAAUUUGGAGUUGAACCACCUGAACGUUGAAGAUGACAAUGACAUGCCGCAAAGAAACAAAAAUCCAAACACGGUAAAAUGCUUGUAUCUGCCUUGGGAAUCUGCAUCAGAAAGUCAACUACAAGAUAUCAUGCCAGAUGUUGUUUUAGGUGCAGAUGUGAUAUAUGAUCCAGUUUGCCUGCCACAUCUUGUUAGAGUACUUGCCAUGGUUUUGAUGAAUCAGACGAAUUUGGGCUCCUGCAGACAGCAUGCAAGUUGCAAGGGCCACUCUCCAAACAUUGAACAUGAGAAUGGUGAACAUAAUCAUGAAGAUGCUAUUAACAAAUCUGAUGGUGGAUGCAAAGCGAUUUAUAAUGAUGGUAGUAAUAGCCUGUCAAAGGAAGCACCGGUGGCUUAUAUUGCAUAUGUUAUCCGGAAUAUUGAAACUUUCAACUAUUUUCUCUCCCUAGGCAUACAGGCUAACCUUGAUAUUGGGGACCUUACUGAUUCAUUGAAGCCGGUAAAUCUCCUCUGCUGCAUGAAAUCAUACAAUCAAGCCACUGUAAGACUAUUGCGUAUCACCAGCAGUAAUAUACAAUAACGAUCAUUUGACUUACUUUCA
Molecule: messenger RNA, 936 nt
Organism: Glycine soja
Lineage: Eukaryota; Viridiplantae; Streptophyta; Magnoliopsida; Fabales; Fabaceae
Product: putative protein N-methyltransferase FAM86B1
Source: RefSeq, a predicted model, not a curated record